AUGUUUUUCAAAUUUGCAAUAGUUUGUAUCGCACUGGCGACUAUUGGUCACAGUGACGCCCAAUGUCCCGACAAUCCGUGCGGUGUAGAGGCAUCGUGUCGAUUAAACUUGGGAGGAAUUCCGGUCUGUUCGUGUCCCUUCGGUUAUUUGGGUGACCCGUUCAAAGAAUGCAUACGACCAGAAUGCGUGAGCGAUGGUGAUUGUACGGAGUUCCAGGGAUGUCGCAAGGGCAACUGUGUUGAUCCGUGUAUUUUUAGCUGCGGUACCAAUGCGGCAUGCUCGACCAAACAUCACGUUCCGGUUUGUUACUGCCCAGAAGGUUACACUGGCAGUCCGUUCGAGCGGUGCGAUCCGUUGUAG
Molecule: messenger RNA, 360 nt
Organism: Anopheles marshallii
Lineage: Eukaryota; Metazoa; Arthropoda; Insecta; Diptera; Culicidae
Product: delta-like protein 4
Exons: 4
Coding region: 1-360 (119 amino acids)
Source: RefSeq, a predicted model, not a curated record